AUGACCACCCGCACCACGAGGGUCGGCGCUGCGCUGCUCGCGCUCGCGUCGACAACAGCCGUCGCGUCCGCCAACCCGGACCUGACGUUCGACCACUUCGCGUUCACCGGCAUGAUCACCCAGCCGACGCUCAUCACCUUCGAAUGGGAAGCCGACGUGAUCAACAUCGGCGACAUGCCCAUCGACCUCUUCGGCGACGACGGCACACCCGACGACGUCAUCAUCCAGACCUUCCUCUCCGACACCCCGGACGCGAGCGGGACGCUCCUCGCCUCCGGCGGGAGCAACUUCGGCACGCCUCCGCUCAUCCUCGGACCGGGCGAGAUCGGCUCCCUGGCCUUCGCGUCCAACACGGCCAACCUCCCGGACCCCGGACAGCUCGGCAACUUCCAGUGGCUCGUCCUGGACAUCCUCAACACCACCGAGGACCCCUCCAAGCUCGACAACAACCGCCUCAUCAUCUUCCUGCCGACACCCGGGGCCGCGACCCUCGCGGGCAUCGCCGGUCUGAGCCUGCUCCGACGCCGCCGCGCCCGACCCGGCACCCCCGCAUCCCGCCCGGAGCACACGAUGAGCGAUUCACCGCCGCCCCCCCGCGCCACGCCGGUCCCCGCGUCCCCGUACAACGAGAACAACUUCUUCCGCUCCGAUCGCGUGAUCGUCGCCCAGAUCCUCUACCGGCCGGAAGUCUUCAGCAAUCUCUACUGGACCGCCUACGGGCUCAUCAUCGGCGGCGUCGUGACCGCGAUCUUCCUCAUCGGGAUCCCCGUCAUCUUCGCGGGCCUCGUCUGCUGGUACAUCCUCAUGUACAAGUGCUGGAAGCAGAUCAGCGACGGCUACCAGCGCACCACCCCGGGCCUCGCCGUCGGCCUGUGCUUCGUGCCCUUUUUCAACCUCUACUGGAUCUUCGUGGCCAACUGGGGGCUCGGCAAGGACAUCAACGCCUACAUCCGCCGCCACAACGUCCAGACACAAUUCGUGAGCGAGGGCCUCGGGCUCGCGGCCACGAUCCUGUUCGUCUGCGCCGCGAUCCCGUACAUCGGCCUGCUCAUCUCGAUCCCCGCGCUCAUCGUCGGCAUGGUCUUCUACGGGCAGGUGAAAUCCGCGUCGUCGCGGAUCGCGCUCGCCAAGAUCAACGGCGAGAUCCCGCAACGCAUGACCGUCAACACCAAGAAAGCCGAGCGCCGCAACCUCGCGUUCGGCUCGUUCGACGACGUCCUCGCGGACAUCGACCGCAUCGAAACGGCGCACAACGAGCGAACCCUCCGCCACACCGGCAACUGGACCGCGGGCCAGAUCUACUGGCACUGCGCGGAGCUGAUGCGGAGUUCGAUCGAGGGCUUCCCGCCGAAUUCGAAACCACCGCUCGUGCUGCGGCUCUUCGCGAAGCUCAUCAAAAAGAAAGCGGUCUCCCCGGGCGGCGAGCCGCCGGCGGGCUUCAAGCUCCCCAAGUCGCUCGAAACCUUCGAACCCGGCCCGCACGUGCCCUUCGAGCAGGGCGCCGAGCGCCUCCGCGGGUACAUCGCCGAUGUCACCACCGGCGGCCAGCGCAUGGAGCAGCCCAGCCCGCUCUUCGGCGACAUGAAUCACGAAUACUGGACCAACAUCCACGUCGGCCACUGCCAGAUGCACUUCUCCUUCCUCCACCCGAAGUAA
Messenger RNA from Symbiodinium necroappetens, 1656 nucleotides. The record is from the annotation of a GenBank genome assembly. Lineage: Eukaryota; Dinophyceae; Suessiales; Symbiodiniaceae.